Molecule: messenger RNA, 2671 nt
Organism: Vespa velutina
Lineage: Eukaryota; Metazoa; Arthropoda; Insecta; Hymenoptera; Vespidae
Exons: 2
Coding region: 452-2566 (704 amino acids)
Source: RefSeq, a predicted model, not a curated record
UAACUUUGAAAUAUUUUUUAAACCUAUUUGAAAGAGGCAUUACUAAUUUGGGAAAAACCUUGGUUCUUUUAUAAUAUUUUUCUACAAUAGGACUUUAAUAGUUUUUGGUUCUUUACGCUGAUUGGUCGACAGCGUAAUAGUGGGGAGAGAAGGAGUAUUUUCUAUACUAGACUUCAGGUAAAAGUAUACGUAUAAAUUAUUACAAAAUUGGAGAGCUUGCUUAGAUAUCUGUUAGUUGAUCUCAAACAGUCGUACGAGAAAGACGUACUUUUUCUGUUUCUUCUUUUUUUUUUUUUUCCCUGACUUAUAUAGUACUUUUCAUGAGUUAUAUAGAGUUUAACUUGUUUUUCAUUUUUUCAUAUUUUGAACUGAUCUGAGUAAACUGCCAUUUAUUCAUCAAUACACUUAUCAUUAAUUCAAACAGUACAUCGUAUUUUUUUAAUUUAUCAAAAUGGCAAAUGUGUCCGAGAAUGUUUCCGAGAGUGUUUCCGAGAGUGUUUCCGAGAGUGUUUCCGGGAAUGUUUCUGAGAAUGUUUCUGAGAAUGUUUCCGAAAAUUUUGGAAAAUUGGAAUUAUCAAGAAAGGAAAUUUUUAUUUAUUUAAAAGACGAUUUAUAUAACCCGAUUAGUAAAGCAUAUGAGAAAAUUGAACAUUUGAUUUCUACAAAAUUGAAAUGUCCUUAUAAAUUAACGAAUAAAAUGAAGAAAAUCUUUCAGAAUUUAUUUUAUUCGUACAGGAGAAAGUGCCGAACAGUUAAAAAAUCUCAGAUGUUAAAAAAAUAUGACAAAUGGUUAAACGUUACACUUACAUUUGAUAUAGAAGUUUUAAAUAAUAUGAAAAAUUCGCCAGUAGGAAACGAUAAUUCUCUCUCGGAAGUUGUAUAUGACAGUAACAAUGCGAAGCGAAGAAAAACUGAAGAAAUCCCUUCAUGUUCAUAUACAAUACAAUUACCAAGAGUUUCUCAAUCGAGUUCACGUAAUUUAGACGAAAAGAAUUCUACAAAAGUUAUGAGGGAUGCAACAAGGAAAGAUGAAAAUAACAAAAAUUGUAAAGAUACAUCAAUCACAGACGAUUAUGCUCUAUCCUUAUUACUUGAGAUUCAAUUAUCGAAGAAUCAAUAUGAAGUAUUACGAUCUACUAAUAUAGAAAAUAAUUGUCAUAUAUAUCCAUCAUACAAGAGUGUGCUAGAAGCUAAAGAAAAAUGUUAUCCAACGAAAACUGAUAUCAAAAUAAAGGAUUGUAGUGCCGAAGUUACACUACAAGGAUUAUUAGAUCAUACUAUUGAACAAAUACUAUAUUCUCGAAGAGAUUUCAUUAAAAGCUUGCCUUUAGAACACAUGAAUAAUAUGACAUUGUACUGUAAGUGGGGUUCAUCUGAGUUAUUUGCGGAAAAUAUAAACAAACAGAAUUUUAAUAUUACCGAUGGAAGUGAAUUAAAUUCAAGUAUUUUUUCUAUAUCUAUUGUACCAUUGAAACUUAUUUCAAAUAACCAAAUAUCGACAGAAAAAUAUACCAUUUGGGAGAAUCAAAGUCCCUUUUCAUCGAGAUUUUGCAGACCUAUAAAAGUGCAAUUUUUCCCAAUAAAUACGCAUGACUAUAUAACAGAAAUUAGUCAUAUAAAAAAUCAAGAGACACAACUCAUUCCUUUUAUAACAGUUUUUGAUGGAAAAAUGUUAACCGUAUCUUAUAAUCUUAAAUUUGUUAUAACAAAUACCCAAGUAUGUAAUAAAAUUAAGUUAACCUUAUUAAAUCAAAAUUGUUUUCUAUGCAAGGCCUCUGAAAACGAAUUCAACGAUAUUGAAGCAUUACUAAAAAGAAAAGUUGAUAAAAAUAAUUGUUUUGGAUUAUCAAUGUUGCACAUUUGGGUCCGUUUCUUUGAAUGCUGCUUGGAUUUGUCAUAUAAGCUCGAUAUUAAAAAAUCAAACAUGACAGAAAUAGAGAAACUGGUGUUAGAAAGUCGCAAGAAAAAUAUCCUAAGAGGGCUUAAUUUACAAUAUAAAUUUACAAUUGAUAUAGAAAAAUAUAAUUUUAAAAAUUGCGAUGAGAAUAUAGCACGACAGUUUUUGGAAAAUUCAACUACUUCCGCUUUAAUUACAGGAGUUGAUAGAAUUAUAAUCAAAAGAUUCUAUGUUAUAUUACAAACGAUAUCUAGUAAUCAUAAAAUUAAUCUUAAGAAGUUUCAUGAGUAUGGCAUAAAAACGGCAAAAAGAUUCGUCAAAUUAUAUCCGUGGUAUAAUAUGUCUAUUACAGUUCAUAAAAUUUUGAUUCAUGGGCCAGAAAUUAUCCAGUUCGGUUUAUUACCAAUCGGCCAACUUUGUAAUGAUAUCCAACAAAAUUUAAGUAUCGAAAGAUCUUAUCAAGAUGUAUUUCGAGUUAAAAAUAUGGAAGAGAUGUUUUUAGAAUUGCUGGCUGUAUCUGACCCAUAUAUUUCAUCUUUACGAAAUAUACCACAAACAAAAUUAAAGGAUUUAAUGACAGAAACAAUAAAUCUGUUAAUUUUGCCAGUAACAGAUAAUGAUGAAAUACUGUCUGACGAUGAUUCUGAUGAUUCCGAUUCUGAUGAAUGAACGAAGGAAAUACUUGAUUUCUUUUUAGUUUAUACAUUUAACUAUAGUAAAAUUGUAGAUGUAAAUUUUUAUAAUUAUGUUACUUUCUUUUUUAAUUAUGUAAUU